AUGGAAGGCCAACCGAGAAGCGGCGGCGGCGGCGCUUCGUGGGGGCCACCGCCGCCGGUGGCUCCUGCAGAAGCCACCAGGCGGGCGGCCGGCGGACCGCGGCUGACGACGACGCACCAGCGGCAGCAGGUGAAAGUGAAGCACAUCGUCACGAGAGAGGUGAGCACGGACGUGGCCAACUUCAAGGACGUCGUGCAACGGCUCACCGGGAAGGACUCCGCGGCCGCGCGCGCGGCGGUGGUGGCUGCCGGUUCCGACGGCACGAGCUGCUGGAGCGGUGGCACGAAGGUCGUCGCCGCCGGUCGCGGGGCUACUACUACUAUUGGGGUUGCUUCGGGUGCAGUUAUGUUUGAGGACAACGUAGCCGGAGCGACGCCGAUGUUCCUGUCGGAGGAGGACACGAGAGGCGAUGGUGGCGGGGUGCGUGACUGA
Molecule: messenger RNA, 432 nt
Organism: Miscanthus lutarioriparius
Lineage: Eukaryota; Viridiplantae; Streptophyta; Magnoliopsida; Poales; Poaceae
Source: the annotation of a GenBank genome assembly